AUGCGUCACAUUCGGGCAAGACUGAGCCGUAAAAAGGUUCUUGUUGUUCUUGACGAUGUUGAUAAUAGUAAGCAGCUUCAAUUCUUAGCUGGUUCUCAUGAAUGGUUUGGUCUUGGUAGUAGAAUUCUGAUAACAACCAGAGACAAGCAUUUGUUAUGUGAUGCUCGGGAGAAAUAUGAACCUGAAUUGUUAAGCGAAACAGAAGCUAUGGAGCUCUUUAGUAGGCAUGCGUUUAAGGCAAACAUCCCUCCAAAGGAGUAUGGGGAGCUAUCAGGUGUUUUAGUACGCCAUACAGGUUACCUUCCUCUAGCCCUUAAAGUUUUAGGUGCUCGUUUUUGUGGUAGAAAAUUGGAUUUUUGGCAAAGCACCUAG
Molecule: messenger RNA, 372 nt
Organism: Helianthus annuus (common sunflower)
Lineage: Eukaryota; Viridiplantae; Streptophyta; Magnoliopsida; Asterales; Asteraceae
Product: TMV resistance protein N-like
Exons: 1
Coding region: 1-372 (123 amino acids)
Biological process (GO): defense response
Molecular function (GO): ADP binding
Source: RefSeq, a predicted model, not a curated record